Messenger RNA from Pomacea canaliculata, 1560 nucleotides. RefSeq lists its product as uncharacterized. The record is from RefSeq and is a predicted model, not a curated record. Bases 40 to 1536 code for a protein of 498 amino acids. Gene Ontology annotation, biological process: positive regulation of double-strand break repair. The transcript is spliced from 9 exons. NCBI's taxonomy places the organism in Eukaryota, Metazoa, Mollusca, Gastropoda, Architaenioglossa, Ampullariidae.
AGCGCGACUAAGGAACAUACUGCCGAGAAUCAUCUUGCAAUGCUGCCACAACGACAAACCCGCCGAAGUGCAUCUAGGGUAUUUCUGAUAUCAGGGAUUCCUGAAACAGAAAGAGAAGAGCUAGGACAAAUGAUACAGAAACUUGGGGCUGUAUAUUUGAAAACGGAUGUCUUCACUAACAAUGCCACUCACGUGGUUUGUAGAAAACUGACUCGGUCUGAAAAAUUCCUAGGAGCAGUAGCUCUUGGCAGGUGGGUGGUGAAGCCAGAGUAUAUUGGAGACUCUUUCCUGGCCAAGAAAUGGCUAGAUGAAGCUGAUUAUGAAUGGAGUGAAGAUAAUACCGAGUUGUCCUCCUUACUGGCAGCUGCUGCACAAAGGGGACGCAGGCGGGCAGAGAUGUCAGCAGAGAAAAUCUUUGCAGGGUGGCAAGUUGCUGUGGUACUGGGGGAUCAUAAAAGACAAAAUGUAUACAAAAGACUACUUGCAUAUGGGGGUGCCAAGGUCUUCACCUUGAAACUUCCAGCCACCAACCCAGAAGCUGAAUCAGAGAAACUUACCUACCUCUUCACAGACCCAUCCAAAGCACAGCUAGCAUGUGAUCUGCAGAAAUGUGGUGUUAUGUGCCUCAACGUUGACUUCCUCAGUGACUUUCUCAUUCUUGAUCCACCACCAGAUCCCUUGAACUACACUUUAUUGAGUUUGGAUGGCAUCCCCUCAACUCCAGCUUUGGCCAGAACUUCCUGUGACCUCCCUAAAGGUCUUAGCAGAGUUGCUUCCCUGCAGAAGCAGCAUGAAACGCUUUCUUUCUCACAGAAAAAUCAAGAAACCAAGAUUGGAGCUGAGAUAGUCCAAAGCACAGGAAGUUUGACAACAACACCAGUGCUAGCUUCUCAAAGAUCAAUUCGAGAUUGGUUUGGACGUCAAGACAAGGAGAAUGACUGCGCAAAGGGAGCACAGCAUUGUGACAGAAAUGCAGGGAAGAGGGAUGGACUAAAUAUCCCCAGGGGAAAGCAGGCACACUGCUGGCUAGUCUCACACCCGCCUACCUCCCUUUUACGCCCACUUGCCCGAUUUCGCACAUCCACAUGCUCACACACAGUUCAUUGUCAAGAUAGACCAACAACGAGACAGUUAUCUAAAAAUAUAGAUGUAGACCCAGCCCAGGUCAUGAACAGCAGGACUGGGAAAAAUCUCAAGCAUACAGGCGGAGUUGACAAACAGUUGCAUGAAGUUCCUAAGAAAAAACUUAAAUUAGAAGCAUGCUUUUCGCCUCCAGUCAAAAUCACAAAAUUCCUAAAGAAAAAAACAGUCUCGACUGACCAAGAAAAUCACAGUUUAAGAAAGUGCAGUUCAGAAGUUGAGGGAGUUUCAACAUGGGAACUUAUGCAGUCAACUUAUGUUGCACUGAUGACAAGAAAUAUUAAACAUCUUGAUAAGUUGUCCCAGAAUGAGAAAACAAAGCCGAUUUCAAAGGAGUCUCAUAAAUCUGGUGGUGAACCUGUAGUGCAUAUGGUAGAGAAAAAGACACAAAGUUGAGAGGAAAACCUGUAGAGAUGCCUU